AUGUACUUGAACACCGGUAGUGACUAACUACGCCAGCAAACGGCCAUAUCAAUUAGAGUCAAGUACUGACAAUAACGUUUUUCAUUUGUGUAAUAAUGUGCAUUUGUCAUUUUAUUUGAGUAAACUAUAGCUUUAUUGUUACCUAUGCAAAAAGACUUUAUUGUGUUUUUUCCAAAGUUUGCAUUUAAAAUGGAAGUAUUUGUAUUUACAUUGAUUUGUACAUUCAUCUUUGUAGGAGGAAUAAAAAAUAUAUACAGCUACGGUGUACCAUGUAAAAAUUACGAAGUGAUGGUAUGUGGUGAUGCGAACAGUCAAUGGUCAAUAUGUCAACCGAAAACCCCUGGUGUCAGAAGGAUACUCAGCGCACAUCUGGAUAUCAGAUAUGAGAACAGGUAUUGUCGUCGGUACGGAAUGCCAGAGAAUUUUGGACUCUCAGCCUCUGGUCGGUCUAUGUGGACUGUAAAAUGGUGUUAUGGAACGUUCUUUCUAUGUCUAGAACUAGAUUCAGAAAUUUCUGAUGAACAUCCUGAUGGAGAUAAUAGUUUUGGCGUAGCAGCUUCCACGUCAGACCUUUAUGAACCCGACAAAACAACAUCUCAGCUGUCAGAUAAGACAACAUCACAAACAACUACCGAAUCCAUAACGACAUUAGACAAUGUCUUGACGACAGAAUUCAACUAUAAUGAACACUUUAUAGUUGAGACUGGUCCACUGGAGACGGACGAUUACAUCACAAACGAAGAGUAUUUUGAGGGCGAACUACUCACUGCUGACAACAGUUCUUCAAAUACAAGUCAUGCUGAAGAACAUAUAAUGGACAAUAAUUACGACUUGGAUCCACGUUUGAAAUUUUGGUUGAUAUUUGCUAUUGUUGGUGGCGGGAUCAUCAUAGUCAUCCUGAUUGCAGUAAUUGCUUUUCUAACAAUGCAAUGUUGUGAUUCAAACACGGAUGAGGAAAAGUCUUGUGAUUCUAAACCUAAGAAAUCAGCCAGGAGAAAGUACUUCCGGCCACAGAAAUGGUCCACCUCGGCCCUUAUGACGUCAGAACCUGAGUAUUGUACGGAUGUGUACGAUUUUAUUCCUGCUGCACAAUUUAAGCAUAUGCCCUCUAUCAGACGAGAAUAUGAAACACCUGAGAAACAAAGAAAUAAGCAAUCGGAUGAUGAAUUAAGUAAAAAAGCAACAACUGAAGUUAAUGAUGAUUCUGAAAUUCAAAAUGGUUCUUUAUCGAAGAAUAACUCUUCUAAACGCAACGAUUAUUUCAUUUUAUUACCACAUGGCCGAGAUGAUGUUUCUUUAAAUUCUAAUAAUAUCAGCGGUCAGGCAAAUACUGAGGAUAUAUAUGAUCAUUUAGUGCAUACCCCAACAGCUUCGAUGCCAGAUUCCUCUACGUAUCAUCAUCUCAAUUUUAAAAGGGACUUAACUAUUAACGAAAAAAGUGCAAACUCAGUGGACAAUCUGAAUAACCAGACGGCCCCAACUCCUGACACUGUAAGUGAUGAAUCAAAGCAUAAAUUGAUUCAGCCUGUGAAGAAAAGUAAAGUGAACUCAGAAGACAAUAAUUAUCAAAGGGAUUUAUCUCGUGACGAAAAAGGUGCAAAAUCAGAUUACAGUCUAGAUUACCGAAGAGACUUAUCUAAUGGCGAAAAAGGUGCCAAACCAGCUGACAAUGGAAAGUAUCAAAGGGAAUUAGCUGAUGACGAAAAAGGUGACAAAUCGGAUCACAACCUGAGACACGAAAAAUGCUUAACCCAUGACGAAAAAAGUGUUAAAUUAGAUCAGAAUCAAAAUUUACAAAAGGAUUUAACUGAUUACGAAAAACAGUGCUGAAUUAGAUCACAAUCUUAUCAACGGUACCUAAUAAUAAAACCAACCAUAGAAUAUUGUAAAGAUUGUUGUUCACUUCCCAUUGUAAAAUAUGAUCAUUUUAUUUAUUGUGUAUUAUAAUUAUAACACUUAUCGCCAAUAAAAUACCAGUUCCUCUAAUGGUUCAUUUUUUCGUCAUAUACAUGCUGAUGUACUUUCUGUUACUUUUGGUUUUCAAGCAGAAUUUAAGUUAUUUCUUCAGUUCUAAUACCUCUCAGUAAAAAUGAAUUAUUUCUUGCAGAAGAUUUUAUUACAUAUUACUUUGCAAAUCAGUCAGAUGAAAUAUUUCAAAUUGGUCUAAUAUUACAACUUCAUAAUGAGUUAAACAGAAUUUCUGAAUUAAUCCCGUACAAAUAAACAAUGUAUGCAAAUGCACUGUUGUAAUACAUUCUUAACAUGUUUAAAUUGGCCUCUCACAACCUUAUGACAGAGACAGUUUAUGUUUCUCUUCAAGCGAGAGUUCAUUAACUUUUGUAUAAUGUUUCCGAUAGACUAAUAAAAAAAUAAAACUGA
Molecule: messenger RNA, 2379 nt
Organism: Mercenaria mercenaria
Lineage: Eukaryota; Metazoa; Mollusca; Bivalvia; Venerida; Veneridae
Exons: 7
Coding region: 145-1830 (561 amino acids)
Source: RefSeq, a predicted model, not a curated record